GCGGAGCCACCCCCUCCUCUGCACUGGGUGGUCCGUGUGCCGGGUCACGGGGCCCUGCCUCGCUCCCAGAUUCCUCCGAGGGAUUCCGAGGAGUGCACUAGGACUGGGGGGUUGAGCAGGAACCCCCUCCCAGUCACCUGAGGCUCUUGCGCCCCGCCGAAAGCCGGGGGUGCGUGGGGACGGGAACCCCACUUGGAGCCCGGCUCUUGGACCAGCCACCCGAGGUGGCCCCCAAGCCGGGGACGCGGGCCCCCAGAAGUCUGGGGCUCCCCAGGAAGCGAAGCGGAUGGAAGAUUCCUCGGCUCAGGGUCCUGGGUCCCCACCCCCCCGGCCCUGGGCAGCAGCGUCACAAAAGCCCCUGGUCCCCAGGGCAACCCGCGGAGCCCGGAGGGAGGCUGGGCUCUGGGAAGUCCGCGCGCGGCUCCGCUUCGGAGGCAGGCUCCCAGAUAAUGAGCUCCCACAUGGCAGGCCUGGGCCUAGACAAGAUGAAGCUGGGCAAUCCCCAGUCCUUCCUGGACCAGGAGGAGGCAGAUGACCAGCAGCUGCUGGAGCCAGAGGCGUGGAGGACCUACACCGAGCGCCGCAAUGCCCUGCGUGAGUUCCUGACUUCGGACCUGAGCCCGCACCUGCUCAAGCGCCACCACGCCCGCAUGCAGCUGCUGCGUAAGUGCUCCUACUACAUCGAGGUCCUGCCCAAGCACCUCGCCCUGGGCGACCAGAACCCGUUGGUGCUGCCCAGCGCCGUGUUCCAGCUCAUCGACCCCUGGAAGUUCCAGCGCAUGAAGAAGGUGGGCACAGCUCAGACCAAGAUCCAGCUCCUGCUGCUCGGGGACCUGCUGGAGCAGCUGGACCAUGGCCGUGCUGAGCUGGACGCCCUGCUCCAGUCGCCGGACCCACGGCCCUUCCUGGCCGACUGGGCGCUGGUGGAGCGGCGGCUGGCGGACGUGUCGGCCGUCAUGGACAGCUUCCUGACCAUGAUGGUGCCGGGACGGCUGCACGUCAAACACCGCCUGGUGUCUGAUGUCAGUGCCGCCAAGAUCCCGCACAUCUGGCUCAUGCUGAGCACCAAGAUGCCCGUCAUGUUUGACAGAAAGGAGUCGGCGGCCCACCAGGACUGGGCCCGGCUUCGUUGGUUCGUCACCAUCCAGCCGGCCGCCUCGGAGCAGUACGAGCUGCGCUUCAGGCUGCUGGACCCACGGACGCAGCAGGAGUGCGCCCAGUGUGGCGUCAUCCCCGUGGCUGCCUGCACCUUUGACGUCCGAAACCUGCUGCCCAACCGUUCCUACAAGUUCACCAUCAAGAGGGCCGAGACCUCCACGCUGGUGUACGAGCCCUGGAGGGACAGCCUCACCCUGCAGACCAAGCCGGGGCCCCUGGAGGGGCCCACCCUCAGCCACUCUGUCCGAGAGAUGAUUUUCUAAUAUUUAUCCACUAAUAAAGAGGAGUGUAAAUGCACAUACGGAAUUAAAGACACAAACCUAUUUAUGUUUUAAA
This is a messenger RNA of Macaca mulatta (Rhesus monkey), 1494 nucleotides long. Lineage: Eukaryota; Metazoa; Chordata; Mammalia; Primates; Cercopithecidae. The record is from RefSeq and is a predicted model, not a curated record.